AUGGUAGAGAAGUACCAUGAUGCGAUGGCUUUAUGUAGAUGGUUUGGAAAUCCUGAUUUAUUUAUCACCUUCACAGCAAAUCCAAAUUGGCCAGAGUUGACAGAGCAUCUACAAACUUAUACUACAGAAGGAUCGAACUUAAGGCCUGACCUUCAAUCAAGAGUCUUCAAAAUGAAACUAGACGAGAUGCUGGGAGAUUUUAACAAAGGACUCUUCUUUCCUCUUCCUGUAGCAGUAGUGUACACAAUAGAGUUCCAGAAACGAGGUCUCCCCCACGCACACAUUCUAUUGUGGCUAGAAGGUACAAGCAAAAACCCAGAACCAGUUGUGAUUGACAAAUUCAUAUCAGCUGAAUUACCAGAUAAGGAAACAGAUACGGAAGGCUUUGAACUGGUUGAGCAGCAAAUGAUGCAUUGGCCUUGUGGUUUAGAAAGACCGUUCUCACCAUGCAUGGAGAAUGGUGCAUGCAGUAAAAAGUUCCCUAGAGCAUUUGUGGACAACACUAGCAUUGACAACUCUGGUUACGUUCUUUACCGGCGACGCAACGAUGAGUCCAAAUUUGUUUUCAAAGGUGUCACAAGAUUAGACAAUCGCCAUGUAGUCCCACAUAACUUCAACCUGCUGAAAAAGUAUAAAGCACAUAUAAAUGUUGAGUGGUGUUGUAAGACAAGCGCAGUGAAGUAUCUAUUCAAAUAUAUCACAAAAGGUGUGGACAAAGCAACGUUUGUAAUAGUGAGACCGAGAGAAGGGAAAAAAAGAAAACACUCUAAAAAAGAAGAAUCUGAACCUAUUGAUGAGAUCAGUGAGUACCUUGAUUGUCGCUACGUCUCUGCAUGUGAAGCAAUUUGGAGAAUAUUUGCAUUCCACAUCCAUUAUCACAAGCCAGCAGUGAUACGACUACAUAUACAUCUUCAAGAUCAACAGAGAUUGCUUUUUGACCAGUUGCAACGUUUGGAGAACAUUCUAUCAAGAGAAGAUGUUGAGAAGACAAUGCUCACUGAAUGGAUGGCUACAAACAAAAGAGAGAAAGAGGCAACUGAUGUAGGAUACAUAUCAAAAAAGAAGGCCUUUGACCUUACAUAUGUAGAAUUCCCAAAAUAUUAUGUGUGGAACUCUACAAAGACCUGGACAAGGAGGAAACAAGGUUUUGCUAUUGGCAGGAUAGUACAUAUCCACCCAUCAGCUGGCGACUUGUUUUAUCUCAAAAUUUUAUUGAAUAUAGUGAAAGGUGCGACAUGUUUUGAAGACAUUAAGACAGUGGCUGGAGUACUGUAUGCUACAUAUAAAGAAGCAUGCUACAUUAGAGGAAUCCUAGACGAUGAUAAAGAGUGGCAUGAUGUACUUAAAGAGGUGUCACAAUGGGCAACAGCAUAUCAAAUAUGCUAUUUAUUUGUGACACUACUGUUGUACUGUGAAGUAGCUAAUCCACGAGAACUGUGGAACAAAAACUGGAGAUACCUUGCAGAAGAUGUGCAGCAUAACAGAAGAAAGGUCUUUGAUUUCAAUGGUUUGGAUCUCAACAAUGUUGAGCUGGAGCAAUACGCUUUGAUUUAA
Messenger RNA from Camelina sativa (false flax), 1554 nucleotides. RefSeq lists its product as uncharacterized. NCBI's taxonomy places the organism in Eukaryota, Viridiplantae, Streptophyta, Magnoliopsida, Brassicales, Brassicaceae. The record is from RefSeq and is a predicted model, not a curated record.